UCCGAGGCACACCUCAAAUCACUUUCAACUUCCCGCCAAAAAAACAAAAGAUGAAAAAAUGUAGCACUGAAAGUAUUCAUAGUGGCACGAGUCGGAGACUGUCUCCUCUCGGAAGACCUUAGCGGCGAGACGGAUACAGCAAACGUCGGGAAUGUCGACGUGGCAUAUCUUCACCGAUGAUGGAAACGGUUUCCGGUGGGAGACCUCCCGUCCGGAGCUCAACACCAAAUCCCUGGAAAAGGCAAGACCACAAGAACAGAGUGCUUUUAUUCAACUCGACAGCUCCACUGCUCGUCUCCCCUCCAUGGCAGAUCUCUUCUUUCAAGGUUGUUCGAAGCUUCCAGAGAAUCGCGCUACUGGAACUGGGAGUGCUCCGAUGUUUCGAACCGGAUUAGGAAAAUCGGUGGCGGUGAAACAGUCUUCAAUUGCGAAAGCACUAUCUGUUCUUGGGGAUGACGAUUGUACUGAUACUGGACAAGUGCAUGCUGGGGAAGAUAGAUAUGGUUUCCCCAAUUCUCUUUUUCACACAGGCACAGGGAAAAUGGUAAACAUAUCUUCUGCAGGUCUUGUCAGAGCCAAAACAUUGUUGGAAUUGGAAGAAAGUGACACUUAUCAUAUCAAGAAGCAAUCCAAUGACAGUGAAUCAAGCAGGAUACCAAAUUUAUCUAAUUUAGAGAGGAGAAUUGGUAUCAAUAAUAUGGGGACUAUGGAUGCUACGUCCACUUCAACACCUUUAUUUAGUUCUAAAACUGUUCUAUUAGGAAGUGAUUUGAAAAUAAAUGUCAUUCCAAAUCCCAUGCAACCAAGAAUGUGUGAUUCUGCUCUUAAACCACCUCCAAUAAAGUUCCAUACCGCAGGUGGAAGAUCUAUAUCAGUUUCAAGUGAUGCAUUGCGACGUGCAAGGAGCCUUCUUGGUGACCCAGAACUAGGAACAUUCUUAGAGGAAGGGAAUGCAGAAUAUCCAAAAUUUUCAUCUAUUAAAGUUGGAAUGAUAGAAGAUAAUUCUUUUAAGAAUGAAAAUGAUCCGAACGCUUCUUUUACCUACCAAGAAACUGCUAAGAGAAAACAGAUGACAAGAAGCUUUGCAUCUCCUUUGCACUCUGCUUCUAACAAAUUGGGGUCAUCAAUCAUGUCAGGGUAUAUGCAUUCUGCAGAAAACUUGAUCAAGAAUUUUGAUGCUAAUGACCAUGAGAAUGUUAGUAGGCCAACCUGUAAGAUUCCUUCACUGCAGAAACCUUCAAAGAUGAUACACUGUGCACCUCACACCUUAACAGAGAAUUCCUUGGAAUGUGGCAUUGAUUCGAGCACAACUAAUUCUCCAGGAAUGUUGUCAGACAGGCCACUGGCCGACAUCUCAAAUACCAUUUGCAGAGCUUCUGCUAAUAAGAAAGAAACUAUAAUUGAAAAGAGGAGACUUGGAAGGAGAAGUUCAGUCUCUCCAUUCAAAAGACCCCGCAACUCCAGAUUUUGUACCCCUUUAAAUAGUAGCGUUGCUUUUGUGCCUAAUGGUUUAUCCACUUUAGCACCUGAAGAUUCUUGCUGCAGAAGAAGGGUUUCUACUAGAUACCCAGUCCUGCUCCCAAGAAUGUAUGUUAAGGAAUAUUUUGAAGUGCCUCCAUCCCAGUGGGACAUGUUGGAGAAGCUUCCAGACAAGAUAAGAAGGAUGACUCCAGAUAAUGCAGAGAAGUAUUUGUUUCAUGAUGAAUCUGGUUUAGAUUGCAUUGGAGUUGAAGCUUUUUACCAGCUCUUGGUUCAAUCUGGGGCCUCUAUGCAAUAUGUCUCCAAAGAGUGGGUUGCAAACCACUACAAAUGGAUUGUUUGGAAACUUGCAUGUUAUGAGAGAUGCUACCCAACUAAAUCAAUGGGAAAAUUUCUGAAAGUAUCCAAUGUGCUUGAGGAAUUAAAAUAUAGAUAUGAGAGAGAAGUAAAUCAUGGCCAUAAUUCUGCAAUCAAGAGAAUCCUGGAAGGAGAUGCGUCACCUUCUUCAAUGAUGGUGCUAUGCAUAUCUGCUAUUCAUUCUUGUGAUCUGAAGAUUGAGACUGUCUGUGGGUCAUUUGAGACUGUCCCUGGGGCAUUAAAUGGGGCUCAAAAGACUGAUGCUGCAAAAGUGGAACUAACUGAUGGGUGGUAUUCAAUUGAUGCUCUUUUGGACACAUUGCUCUCAAAGCAACUGGUUUCUGGAAAACUUUAUAUUGGACAGAAACUUCGGAUCUGGGGAGCAGGAUUGUGUGGUGGCUGGGUUGGACCUGUUUCACCUCUUGAGGUGCCAAAGGCUGCUAGUUUAUUUCUGCACAUGAAUGGUACAUACAGAGCCCACUGGGCUGAUCGACUGGGAUUAUGUAAGGGUGUUGGUGCUCCUUUGGCACUCAGAUGCAUCAAAAGUGCUGGGGGUCCAGUUCCCCAAACUUUAGUUGGAGUCAAACGAAUAUACCCUGUUCUCUUCAAGGAGAGGUUAAGUAAUGGGGGAUAUAUUGUGAGGUCAGAGAGGAUGGAAACUAGAAUGAGGCAAUUGUACAAUCAGAGGUGCUCUACUAUUAUAGAAGGCAUUAUUUCUGAGUCCGAAAAGGGCAUGAAGGAUUCCCACUGUAAUCAUGACAGUGAUAGUGAAGAAGGUGCAAAAAUUUCAAAGAUUCUUGAAGUAGCUGCUGAACCUGAAGUUUUGAUGGCUGAAAUGAGCUCAGAACAACUAACUUCCUUUGCUACCUAUCAAUCAAAAAUAGAGGGAAUCAGGCAGUUAGAGAUGCAGAAAUCAAUUGAGAAAGCACUUGAAGAUGCUGGCCUAAGUAUGAGAGAAAUCACACCAUUUAUGAGGGUGAGAGUGGUUGGUUUAACUAGUAAAAGUAAUAAGGGAAACGGCUACCAGAGGGAUGGUUUGAUUACGAUCUGGAACCCGACAGAUAAGCAGAAAUUUGAGCUGGUCGAGGGGCAAGCAUAUGCUGUUGCAGGGCUUGUACCUCUAAACUCUGAUUCAGAUACCCUUUACUUACAAGCUAGAGGAUCUACCAGCAGAUGGCAGCCUUUAUCUCCCUCCACAAUUAAAAAUUUUUGGCCAUUUUUCAAUCCUCGCCAAUCUGUCUUAUUAUCAAGUUUGGGUGGAGUUCCACUGUCCAGUGAGUUUGAUAUUGCUGCUUUGGUUGUAUACGUGGGAGAGGUUUAUACAGUCGUUCAUCAAAAGAAGCAGUGGGUGUUUGUGACAGAUGGCUCUGUGUCUGAGUUGCAGCAAGAAGAAUUUUCAAGCUCUUUGCUUGCCAUAAGUUUUUGCUCACCUUGUGUAGACAAUGAUUCAUUUGCACCAAUCAACCAUAAUCUUGCAGGAUCUGUUGUUGGCUUUUGUAAUCUCAUCAAGAGAGCGAAGGACCAAACAAAUCAUUUGUGGGUAGCAGAAGCAACAGAAAAUUCAACCUAUUUCUUGAGUUAUGAUCUUUCACCUUGUUUGCACCUAAAAAAUGCUGCUGCCUCUGCUCAAAGAUGGGCAAAGAUCUCUAGCUUGACCAUCAAGAAGCUGGAGGAGAAGGUUUUAUUUAUUAUUGGUAAUUGUAAAGGAGCUUGCAAGAGUUGACAUGUGUUGAUUCACAUAGAAAGAAUUUUUAUGCAAGCUGCUGGAUGCAGAAAGGACAUUACUCGAAAUGCUGCAGACGAAAAUUGUACAUUGGUCUUUGGUAAUACUUUUGUUACUUGCGGACAGCGGAGUCCCCUCAACACUUGAAGCUCAUAUUUACAAUGUAAAGAUUUGUAUUUUGAAGGAGUUGCUAUCAUUCUUUCCUCAUCAUCCGGUGGGCAGCUAAUUGAGGAACCCAGGUGGAAUGCAUCUCACACAUGCAGAGGAAGGUACCUAAAGCUCAUUUUAAGCUAUGGGAAAGCCGCCUCAGUUUUGUUGUAUUGAUAGGUAAACUGUGAUUAUCUUAAAAUCAAACACUCCUGUUUAGCAGUUAAAAAAAGCCAGCUGCAUUCUCUUUUCUUGCAAUGAAUUUGUAAAUAUUUCUAUGCAAAAUCCACCCUUAAUUAUUUCUGUAGGAUGGAGAAGACUGGAGGGAAGCAUGAAGCUGGAAUGGCCAUAAAUAUUUACUUGGUCAAGGGUUCGUGUAUUUUGACGUCAAAAUAUACACUUUGUACAAGUAGUUAAGAAGUCGUGGAGCAUUGCGUGUGCAGGGGUAUGUGUGUGCGCGGAAAGAUUUGAAGAGCCAUUAUAUAGAGAUUUGAUAGUUUAUGAAAGAGGUGUCAUAUUGAAGCAAAUGACAAAAAAAGUUGUUUUAACUGUCGUGAAAUUAUAUAAGACAGAUAAAGGAUAAUUAUUUCUAAAACUUAUUGAGAAUGCUUAUUUU
Molecule: messenger RNA, 4322 nt
Organism: Malania oleifera
Lineage: Eukaryota; Viridiplantae; Streptophyta; Magnoliopsida; Santalales; Ximeniaceae
Product: protein BREAST CANCER SUSCEPTIBILITY 2 homolog B-like
Exons: 20
Coding region: 152-3559 (1135 amino acids)
Biological process (GO): double-strand break repair via homologous recombination; regulation of DNA-templated transcription
Source: RefSeq, a predicted model, not a curated record